CGCCACCACCCUGCCACCCGCCUGCCCGCAGAACCUGCACGGGGCGCUGCCUGCGAUCAUGCUGCCUGUGUGGUUCACGGACAACUUGGAGGCAGCCGCCACCUACGUGCAGAACCAGAGCGAGGACUGCCUGUACCUCAACCUCUACGUGCCCACCGAGGACGGUCCGCUCACAAAAAAACGUGACGAGGCGACGCUCAAUCCGCCAGACACAGAUAUCCGGGACUCGGGGAAGAAGCCUGUGAUGCUGUUUCUGCACAGCGGCUCCUACAUGGAGGGCACCGGGAACAUGUUCGAUGGCUCUGUCCUGGCCGCCUAUGGCAACGUCAUUGUAGCCACGCUCAACUACCGGCUUGGGGUGCUCGGUUUCCUCAGCACUGGGGACCAGGCUGCGAAAGGCAACUAUGGACUCCUGGACCAGAUCCAGGCCCUGCGCUGGCUCAGUGAAAACAUCGCCCACUUCGGGGGUGACCCCGAGCGCAUCACCAUCUUUGGGUCUGGGGCAGGCGCAUCCUGUGUCAACCUUCUGAUCCUCUCCCACCAUUCAGAAGGGUUAUUCCAGAAGGCCAUCGCCCAGAGUGGCACUGCCAUUUCCAGCUGGUCUGUCAACUAUCAGCCGCUCAAAUAUACGCGGCUGCUGGCGGCCAAGGUGGGCUGUGACCGGGAGGACAGUGCUGAAGCUGUGGAGUGUCUGCGCCGGAAGCCUUCCCGGGAGCUGGUGGACCAGGACGUGCAGCCCGCCCGCUACCAUAUCGCCUUCGGGCCCGUGGUGGACGGCGACGUCGUCCCCGAUGACCCCGAGAUCCUCAUGCAGCAGGGAGAGUUCCUGAAUUACGACAUGCUCAUCGGUGUCAACCAAGGAGAGGGCCUCAAGUUCGUGGAGGACUCAGCAGAGAGCGAGGACGGCGUGUCCGCCAGCGCCUUUGACUUCACGGUCUCCAACUUUGUGGACAACCUGUAUUCCUACCCGGGGGGCAAGGACGUGCUGCGGGAGACCAUCAAGUUUAUGUACACAGACUGGGCCGACCGGGACAACGGUGAGAUGCGGCGCAAGACCCUGCUGGCACUCUUUACUGAUCACCAGUGGGUGGCACCAGCCGUGGCCACCGCCAAGCUGCAUGCCGACUACCAGUCCCCCGUCUACUUUUACACCUUCUACCACCACUGCCAGGCUGAGGGCCGGCCCGAGUGGGCAGACGCAGCGCACGGGGACGAGCUCCCCUACGUCUUUGGCGUGCCCAUGGUGGGCGCCACCGACCUCUUCCCCUGCAACUUCUCUAAAAAUGACGUCAUGCUCAGUGCCGUGGUCAUGACCUACUGGACCAACUUCGCCAAGACCGGCGACCCCAACCAGCCGGUGCCGCAGGACACCAAGUUCAUCCACACCAAGCCCAACCGCUUCGAGGAGGUGGUGUGGAGCAAGUUCAACAGCAAGGAGAAGCAGUACCUGCACAUUGGCUUGAAGCCGCGCGUGCGCGACAACUACCGUGCCAACAAGGUGGCCUUCUGGCUGGAGCUCGUGCCCCACCUGCACAACCUGCACACGGAGAUCUUCACCACCACCACCUGCCAGGGCUGA
Molecule: messenger RNA, 1579 nt
Organism: Myotis davidii
Lineage: Eukaryota; Metazoa; Chordata; Mammalia; Chiroptera; Vespertilionidae
Gene: NLGN2
Product: neuroligin 2
Exons: 8
Coding region: 59-1579 (506 amino acids)
Biological process (GO): synaptic vesicle endocytosis; chemical synaptic transmission; presynaptic membrane assembly
Cellular component (GO): cell surface; postsynaptic specialization membrane; synapse
Molecular function (GO): neurexin family protein binding; signaling receptor activity
Source: RefSeq, a predicted model, not a curated record